AUUUCUCGCAACGUAAGUAUAUUUUCUACCAAAGUACACAAUAAAAUACACAAGCCCAGCGAAGUACACAACAAAUAGAAAACAAAGGAGACAGUGCUAAAAGUUGAUCGUGAUUAAAUUCUCCGAUAUUCGUCUGCAAUUAUAAACAGAAAAUUAAUGAAAACAGUUUGGUAUAGUUAUUGAUUUAUGUAGAAAAUAAAAAGAUAGCGAUUAAUUUAAAUUGAAAAAAUUAUGGCGGAGCCACAGCGUAGAAAUGCAAGCGAUCAGUUUUUGCGAGCACAAUUGGAAGUUGUAACCGCUCAAAAUGUACGUCUACAAGAGGAAAAUAAUUUACUGCGACAAAAGCUCUCACGUCUCAACGGCGAUAGUCGCUCUGCAGCUGCCAUUAAUGUGGAGGCAAAAAUUGAAGCUUUACGGCUCGAAGAUGAACGUGAUCAAAUGUAUGAUAACUUGGAGAGAUUGAAAAGAAAAUACAACAAAUUGCAUACCGCGUAUUUGGAGAAGGUGCAGCGUUGCAAAGCAUUGGAGGAGACUUUCAAGCGGCAAAAAACGUUGUCCGGUUUAGUGAUGAAAUCGGCACUAAGUCAACGCGCUCAAGUGUUGGCUGACAAGACGCAAACGGAAAAUCUGGAAAAACAGGUGACCAAACUGCAGACGGCGCUGGACGAAGCCUAUGACAUAAUUGAUGAACUUGAAUUUGAAUUGGAAAGUAUCGACUAUAUGGAGCAGGAAAUGCAACAUAUGCGCAGCGAGUUAUCUGCUCUGAAAGCCAAACAAAGACACACUACGAGUGCGACUUCAAGCUCAAUACCGCCAACGGAUCUUGAGGAACCCUUACCGGCUUAUACGGCAGAUGUCGCAGACGGUGUAAGUGCUCCAGCAAGGCGAAGGUCUCGCAAUGUACAUAGUAUGCUACUUCGCCGUGCCGCUUCCUCUUCUUCCAACGAGUCUUUGCCUAACGAUGAUGGAGAUAGCGAAACACUUGAACGAGCUGCCAUGACACAUGACUUGCUCGAGAAUGCGGCGGCCGAAAGUAAUCAAUUGCGACGAGAGCUCUUAAAAUCUCGUCUACACAACAGGUUUCGACCGAACUGAGACACAAUGCUUCCGAUUUUUCAUUAUACAUAUAGGUAUUUGAAGCAAUACUGGACAAUAGUUAUUAACUUUUCUUAGUAUUAGUUUUCAUUUAUUAACUUAUUAUUCUAACUGUGAAGUAUUAAACAAUAAUAUAAUAAG
Messenger RNA from Bactrocera tryoni, 1236 nucleotides. RefSeq lists its product as uncharacterized. The transcript is spliced from 5 exons. The record is from RefSeq and is a predicted model, not a curated record. The coding region runs from base 232 to 1095 and encodes 287 amino acids. Lineage: Eukaryota; Metazoa; Arthropoda; Insecta; Diptera; Tephritidae.